Emiliania huxleyi CCMP1516 is the source of this 2595-nucleotide messenger RNA. RefSeq lists its product as hypothetical. Gene Ontology annotation, cellular component: cytosol; nucleus. The record is from RefSeq and is a predicted model, not a curated record. The coding region runs from base 1 to 2595 and encodes 864 amino acids. Lineage: Eukaryota; Haptophyta; Isochrysidales; Noelaerhabdaceae. Gene Ontology annotation, molecular function: peptide-N4-(N-acetyl-beta-glucosaminyl)asparagine amidase activity; carbohydrate binding. Gene Ontology annotation, biological process: protein quality control for misfolded or incompletely synthesized proteins; glycoprotein catabolic process; protein deglycosylation. The transcript has a single exon.
AUGUCGCGCUGGGUCAGCGCGUUGUCCUGGCGCAGAUCUUUUGCCCCCGAGCCGCGUGUGGGACCCUUGGAUGAGGCGGCACAGGCGCCACCGGACGAGCGAGAGAAGCUCCGCGUGGCAGCUCGUGAGGUGCUUUCAGCGGCCCUGUCCGUAGCGGCCGUCAUGGUUGGCGCGGCGUCGGGGCUCGCCCUAGCGGCCGUCAUCAUCUACUCCCGCUUGCAUGCCAGCACCUCUCCGACGUGGUCGAGACGGGCGCCACGAGGCAGCUUGCUGCUCGUCAGCCCAAACUGCACGACAACACUCGCCGCUAUUUCGCGCGUCGAUCAGGUGGAGCCGAACGUCGAGUCUGUGGACCCAGCGGCUGCUUGGUUCGACGUGCUAGCCCGUCCGGACACGUCCGGGCACGACUCGACGCGUGCGCAAUCAUUCCCGGCCAGCGCCGAUCCUUUCAUUGGAUCCGCCGGCGUGGGACACACGAAUCCGGGCGCCCACCUGCCGUUUGGCAUGGCGUACCUCGCGCCCGUGAGCAGCACGCUGGGGGAUUGGGAUCACUGCGCUGGCUAUCAGCACGCGGAUCGUUCGUUCGUCGGGCUGGCACACACCGCGCUCACGGGGACUGGCAUUCGCUCUGGGCUCGCCUUCCUGGUUGCCGCGAGCUGCGACGCCGAUGCGCAGGUAGCCGCAUCGCGUGAGAUCAUCGCCGAGUCCGCUGAGCCCGGCUACUACUCUGUCGAGACCGCGGACAUGCGCGUGCAGGCCACCGCCGGCGUCCGCUACGGCGUGCACCGCUGGCGCUUUGCGCCUGGCUGUCAGAGGCCGUCGCUGCGGCUGGCGCGGCACGACUUCCGCGAACUGCUUCCUUCGCGGCGAUACUGGGAGGAGAUGGGCGGGCGCGGAGCAAUCAUCGACCGACGCUCGUGCUCGGGGUUGCUCUGCAGAGUCUACGCUUUGGAGAAGCUAAAGACGUGGUUCACCCGCGAGAUCCCGGUAGAGGUACACGCUUACAUGGAGGCGCGCCUGCUCGGCCGCGAUUGCAACUGGUCCUCUGCUCGUUGGCCCGAAAACAGCCUGGUCGCUCUCGAAAGCCAAGCGGGCCACUACAGUGGCGGUGCAGCGCGUGGGGUGCGAUGCGCGGUGGAGCUCCGUGCAGCGUUGAGCUACGUUGACGCCGCCGGCGCCGCCCGCAACUUUGCGGCGGAGAACCGCAGCUUUGCCAAGGUGCGGGGGCGCGCCAAGCGCACGUGGCAAGGCGUCUUCGGCAAGCUUCGCCUCGACCACGGCCUUGACUCCAAUCAGUCCGCCUUAGACGACAAGAGAUCAGGUGACAAGAGGUCAGGCGACCAGAGAAGAGUGGUCGACGACACUGCGCUCUAUCACGCGUUCCUCUCGCCCUAUCUACACAGCGACGCAGACGGCCGGGUGCUCGGCCCGCUGGGCAAGGUGCGGCGCGUCAAUUUCCCCUACUACACCUUCCUGUCGUCGUGGGACGUCUUCCGCAGCUGGUCUCACCUGAUGGCACUCGUGCACCCCCAGAUACUGGUCGACAUCGCCCGCACCGCCCUGCUGCACCACGAGAUCGUCGGUGUGCCGCCACGGUGGACGGAUGGCGGCAGAGAGCUAUCCCUCAUGCCUGGCAUCCACGGCGCCACCCUCCUCUACCAGGCCGCCGUGCUCACCCGCCUCUGCGACCCUCCUCUCGUCCGCCGCAUCUUCGCCGCGCUCUCCAGCCUCGCCCACGAGCCGCCGGCCGUUUCGCUCGAGCAGCGUGUGCAUGCAAUGGCGCGGCCGGGUCACACGCAGCUGUGGGCAGAGCCGCCAGAGCUGAAGCUCCGUCACUUCCUGAGGCACGGCGGUAUCGUGCCGUACGACCCUGCCGCGCCGCAGCACGACCAGACCGUGUCGGACGCGCUCGAGCUCUCCCUUCUCUUUGCGUGCACCGAGCGGCUCGCGCGCAGACUCAACGAGACGCGCGACGUCGCCCUCUACCGAAGGCUCUCACGGGCGUGGACGAGGCACGUCGAGGUCUGCGGCGGGCUCUUCAGCCGCGUGCUCGCCAACGGCUCGCGCAUCGUGAACGAGAGGCCCGCGGACGCGAGGGCGCACAUGGGCUUCACAGAGGACUCUGCGCUCGCUUGGUCGUUCUAUGCGCCUCACGACCUUGCGGGGCUCGUGGCUCUCUUCGGGAAGGCAGCGCUCGUGCGGCGAAUGGACUCGUUGCUGCUGCCCGGGCCUGGCGCUCGUCGCGUCGUCGACAUUGUCGACCACACUGGCCUAAUCGGCUCCCUGGCGCACGGCAACGAAGUCACACAUCACCUCCUCUUCUGGUACGCGCUCCUCGGCCACCCACGCCGGACGGAAGCCUUCGUUGCGAGUGCGCUGCGCAUGUACACCCCGGCCGUGGACGGACUGCCCGGGAACGACGACGCGGGGCAGAUGUCAGCGUGGUAUCUGCUCGUGCGCCUCGGCCUCUUCCCUGUGGAUCCUCUCUCGCCGCGCAUGCUGCGGCUGCGAUUCGAGGACCGGGCUCUCAGUGUGCGCUCGUUCAGGGUGAGCCCGAUGGCGCAUAGCGAGAGGCUGCGCUGGCUCAUCGUAUGA